AUGGUUGAAGAAAUCACAACUGCCAAAGAGAAACAACAACAGCAACAACAACACAAGUAUGAGACGUAUAAAGCAACGCUAAAGAAAAUACCCGCCACAAGAUUAUCACGUCUAACUGAGGCCUUAGCCAAUUAUGAUCCAGUGCUCAAUGAAUAUUUCUUUGAUCGGCAUCCGGGAGUUUUUACGCAAAUUUUAAAUUAUUACAGAACUGGCAAACUGCACUAUCCUACCGAUGUUUGUGGUCCAUUGUUUGAGGAAGAAUUAGAGUUUUGGGGUUUAGAUUCGAAUCAAGUUGAACCCUGUUGCUGGUCCACCUAUAGUAUACACAGAGAUACCCAGAACACUUUAGCCAUAUUGGAUAAAUUAGAUAUUGACAAUGAAAAACCCUCAGAAGAGCAGGUGGCCCGCCUAUUUGGUUUUGAAGACUCCAUCAACAAGGGCCGCCUAAAUUGCUGGCAGCGCAUUAAACCGAAAAUAUGGGCUUUAUUUGAUGAACCAUCAAGUUCGACGGGAGCAAAGGUGGUUGCCAGUAUGUCUGUGUUUUUCAUAUUCGUUUCUGUGAUAUCUUUCUGCCUGAAAACACAUCCGGGUUUUCGCGUAGAUUUUACACCCACCAAUAGCCAACAACACCAACACCAACCACAACAAAUAUCAACUAGCGUACCGACCAUACCUCAGCAUACAAGUAAUAUGCCGCCGCCCACAAUGGAUGCAUCCACCGCCCCCCAUAAUAGCCAACGCCACACAUUACUACAGCCCACAUUCAAGGUCAUCAACUACACCAGCAGCGCGGCCGGUGGUAAUGGUAAUUUUAGUUCGGGUCUUGUAACACCCAUAGCCACCUUUAGCCUGGAGAAGACAGAAGGACGUCGUCGUGCCAGUGAAAGAACCCGUCGUCAAUCUGUAGAUGUGAACGGUCUUGGUGAUAAUGAUGAUGGCGGUGGAGGUGUUGGUGGUGGUGUUGGUGGCGGUCAUGGCAACCAGAAUGGUGUUGAUGACACUCACAUACACGGCUGGCAUCAAUCGUUUGGCCAGCCACACGAGGCAUUUUUCUAUGUGGAAUUGGUGUGUAAUGUUUGGUUCUUCUUUGAGGUCAUCAUCCGUUUCAUAGUCUCCCCAAAUUUGUGGCAGUUUGUUAAAUCUCCCGUCAACAUUAUUGACUUUGUGGCCACCUUAAGUUUCUACACAGAUGUCAUGCAACGCAUGGGCGAGUACACCGGACUGUGGGAAGCCUUCUCAAUUGUGCGGAUUAUGCGUCUGUUCAAAUUGACCCGCCAUUCGCCCGGCUUACGGAUCCUAAUACACACAUUCAAAGCCUCGGCCAAAGAGUUGACGUUGCUGGUGUUUUUCUUGGUUUUGGGUAUUGUGUUCUUCGCCAGUCUGGCAUACUAUGCGGAAAAGCUUCAGGAUAAUCCGGAAAAUCAAUUUAAAAGUAUCCCUUUAGGUUUGUGGUGGGCCAUUGUAACAAUGACUACCGUGGGCUAUGGUGAUGUGGCACCUAAAACUUAUCCUGGCAUGUUUGUGGGUGCCCUAUGUGCUUUGGCUGGUGUGUUGACAAUAGCUCUACCCGUACCUGUAAUUGUUAGCAACUUUUCCAUGUUUUAUUCACACACACAGGCUCGCUCAAAAUUACCCAAACAACGACGUAGAGUUCUUCCCGUAGAACAGCCGCGACGUAAACGUGAACCAGUUCCUCAGCCAAGGGGUGGUCGUACACAUGCCUACAAACAAACAUCGCUUGCGCCGGGAGUUGUGGCCACCGGGCAUCCCCAUCCGCAUCACAAUCCAAUGCUGAAGGAAGCUUUUGCCACAGCUAAAAUCGAAACACAAACAGAGAGCAUGAAUGGUGUAAAUGUUAAUGGUGUUAGUAUUAUAGAACGACCACAGAAUCCUCUAGCUGGCAUUGUAAAGCAUAGCACUAGAUCAGCCGAAACAUCGAUACAAACAUCACCGAUGCCUUUGCGAACGGGUCCCUCAGUUAUUAGCUCGGACUUUUUAAGCGUACCAGCAAUGCAGAGCCUACAGCCGAGGGCAGCCACCACCGGCAGUGAUUAUCUAAUGCCACUGCAACCGAAAUUGCUUGCAUCAUUGGAACAAAAGGACCAUCACCAAACCCCCCUAAUGGAACACAAAGAAAAUAUCGAACAUCAACAGCAACACCUACAUCAGGGCCUGCGGCAUCGUUCAAAUAUUCGAACAAUGUUGAAUGUCCCGCCAACGGUUAGUGUGGUAAAUACUCAAAUGCCACCAGGCAGUGGUCUAAAUGGGGAUCACACAAUGCACACAAUUGGUUGUGGAGGUGGUGACAUAGAUGCCCAGAAAAAUGGCACCAGCAGCCCUGGUAAAAUGGCAAUUCCUACAACACAAACACUGCCGCCUAUGCAACAGCAUCAACAAACCCAACACAGCACGAUCUCACCUCAGCACAUGUGUUAUGCGAAUUUUCAACCCAAGGUGACAUUGGUGAAUGAUGCAGGCAACAUGGAGGAUGAUGAUGACGACGACGAUGAUCACAAUCGUGAUCAUGAAGCUGACGCUUUGUGUGGUAGCUGUGAUGCAUAUCGGGAAAAUCUACAACAAGAUUUGACAACAACAACUAGAAAACAAGAAGAUCAUACCAAUGAGGCCAAUACUGAAGAUCGAGAUCAUGUGACUGAAUAGUCAGGCUUUAAAUGAAAAUUUGAGAAGAGAGAGAGAGAGAGAAGAAAUACGAAGACAAAACGUCGUGAAUACAUAUACAAGAAGCACACCCACACGCAAACAAAACAUACAAUGGAAUGCUGACAAAUUCAGGUGAAGUUUUAGAUAUUUUUUAGCAUAACAUUUGAAAUUAAACCAAGAAAACGAGGUCGGCCUAGUCGACUGGAAAAUAUCCUACACCGCGCCACCACCAAAUGUUUAUUAUAUAGAGAGAAUUUAUUUUUAACAUCCAAGGUCCUUUCUGUAACUUGGUUUAAUUUCUUAUUCUUUCAUUAGGAUAGUUUUGAAGAAAGAAGUAAGCAAAGGCUAUAGCUGAGCGGAGCUGAUUAUGUGUUACCCAACAACUUAUGACGAUUCUUAUGACAGAUCUAUUCCCUCAGCCAAUGUCCGCUUAUUAAAAUAUAUUUUUACUUGCAUAAUUAUUCAAACUUUUGACCCUUUUAUGGUGGAUGUUCCGAACAAGUUGGUCAAUAUUUUGUGGGGAGGUACCAGAGUUGGCCGAUACAUUCCAUAUUCACAUCAGAUCUGUGGUUGAAAGAAAAAAUUUAUGUAGACCGAGUUUGAAAAGAAUCGCUGACUUGUUUAUCAUGUUAUGAGCGAUGUAAGAAUUGAAAAUUGUGACCGUUUGUGAGAGGUUAGAAUAAGAGUGGGUCGAUAUAUAUCUGCGUCGCAUCAGAUCUUGUUUUGAAAGAAAUGUUGGCAGGUGUGAAAUUUGGAAAAAAAAAUCAGAUGCUUAUUUCCUCUUUUAUGAAAGGUAUAAAUAUACAAAAAUUUUAACCAUUGUGGGGAAGGUACCAAAGGAAGCAGUCCGAUAAAUUAAAUCUUUACACCUCAUCUUGUGUUGAUAGGAACCGAGUUCGAAAGGAAUCUGAUGCUCAUUUCGCAUUUUAUAAGCUUAAUGGUUAUUAAAAUUUUUGACACUUUGUGGGAGAGGUACAGGAGGGGAGGUCCCACCUAUCCAAUCUUCAUAGCAAACCUAGAGUUGUUAGAAAUACUGCGGUAUGCGAAAUUUAAAUACAAUUGGGCUCUUAUUUCACAUUUUAUAAGCGUUGAGAUUAUUCAACAUUUUGAGCCUUUGUGGGGGAGUAGUACUAGAAGGAGUGAAAUUUAUUGUCAAUUUUUACACCUGACCUAGCACAGAUACAAGUAUUAGGAUUUGAAAAGUUUGAACAAAAUCGGAUGAUCCUUUUUUGGACUUUUUUGGGGGAGGUACUAAAAGGAUUUGAUCGAUAUUGUCCAUCUCCGAACUCGAUUUAUGUUUGAUAAUAAUAUUACGAUGUACCAAGUUUAGACCACAUCAGAUACACCUUACGAAAGUUAUUGUCCGCUCUAGCCAAACAGAUAGAUGGAUAGACGGACGUACACCUCUAGAUCGACUCCAAAUGUCUUGAAAUGCAUUUGGUCCAAACGAGACCUUGUCUAAAACAGUUAUUUCGAUGAGGCUCUUUUUGGCCAUAUGAAAUGAAAUAAUCCUCUAUAGCUACGAGGCUGAGGGUAUAAUGAGAAAUUAAGGGACAACACCUCACUAUGUCGUGAGUUCAUAUUAAAGGUGGCCAAAAAUAGAAGGAGUACUGUCGAGGACCAAAUACUGAAAAAGUAGGUCCCUUUUUCGUAUAGCACCCAGAUAACGAUACCUCCCUAUAUUCGGUAUCUCCCUGAAGAAAUGCUCGCCAAGAGCAGUUUUGAACAACUUUUGCUCCCACUCAAAAACGAGGAAAAUAUGCUCACUCCUAUUAGAGCGACAUCGACAAAUUGAGUUUGUAUUACUUCUUUACUGCCCCCAGGAGUGCUCUCGCUUUAAUUCGAGUGAGUUCCUCUCUUUGCACAAAUUUAAGUGAGUUUUUCGGAGGAAUGUGGUCCUCAUUCUCAUUUUUCAUGAGCUAUCGGCAAAAAUCGAUAAAAUUAAAAUGCUUUUAAUUUCAGAAAUUAAUUAGUUAAUUGAAUAAUUUCGUCGUUAAGUCCUACCCUUAUCAACAGUGUUGUCAACUUUAAAUUCGAUUUUUCAUUCAUAAUUUUUAGUUUUAAUUUUACCAAUAUUUGUCGCUAACUCAAAAAUAUGUGAGAGAAUCCCACUAUUGGUUUAUCAUUUUAAUAUAUGUAUUUUCUAUGAAAUCCUCUCAAAAAAUUAGUACUACGAGACACUUGGUUUUGUAAUUUUUGACCACGGGGUCUGUGCCAUCUCUCUGAGGACUUAAAUUUUUCAUCUCAAUAACUUGAUUUGUUUAAAUCAAAAGCUGAUAUUAUUAAUAACUCAUCUAUCCUGUUUCGCGAUGAGAUCCGAUCUAUAAAAAGAUCCGAACUGUAAAAAAAUAUAUAUUGUAAUAAACUUUCCUCUCUAUAGUGGCUGGUGUAGGGUAUUCAAUAAUGUAAUUAUGGUUUCGUUUAAGGAGGAAUUUUUGUAAAAUUAAUAUUUAAUUUAAUCUAAAGAUGAAAACAAAAAACCUUUGGGUACUUUGAUUAUAUUUUUUUGUUAAUAUUGAAUACCUUGGAAAGUCCAAUAAUAUGAUUGUGCAAGCAUAAUAUUUUUUAAUUUUUCCAUGGCAUACUAAUUUUAAACAGAGAAAUGUUCAAGCACAUUGAAGAUAUUGAAAAAUAAGGUACGAAUACGAAAUGAUAUGUUGAAAUACUUAUUCAGUCACUGCAACACCUUUUAUUUAAAAAAAAAUUAUCAAUGUUAACAAAAACUAGUAAAAAAUCUGCUAGGUUCGGCCGCUAAUAAUCAGUUUAUACCCUCCACCAUUUUGAAGGAACUAGAAAAUUUUCAAAAACAAAUUUCGUAGAAAAAUACCUUAUAUGGGGGAUAUAGGAAGACGUCUUCUUUCAUAAGUUAUUUUUUGCCAUGGGAUGUAGCACCCAUUCCGAACUUCAAAUACGAAAUUUGAAACAAUUCGGUGAAUAAUCCCGCUAAAACCAUCAUAAUACCAAAUAUCAGGAGGCAUCAUUAUAUGGGAGCUAUACGAAGAAGUUGUCCUUCAUAAGCUAUUUUUUAUAUCGGUGUAGCCCCGAUAACGAACUUCAAAUACCAAAUUUGAAACCAUUCCAGUAAAUAAUGUCGCUACAAUCAUCAAAAUACCGAAUAUGGGGAGGUACCGUUAAACGGGGGCUAUACGAAGACGUGGACCUGCACAGACAACUAUCAGUCAUGGGCUGUAGUACCCAUGACGAACUUCAACUAUUUGAAAUUUGAAGGAAUUCCAGUGAAUAACAUCAAUAAAAUCAUCAAAAUACCGAAUAUGGGGAAGUUCCGUUAUAUGGGGCCUAUACUAAGGCGUGGACCUGCACAGACAAUUUUCUGUCAUAGGUGGGCUAUACGAAGACGUGGACCUUCUCAGACUAUUUUCUGUAAUAGGCUGUAAUAUCCUAACUUCAAAUACCAAAUUUGAAACAAUUCAGGUAAAUAAUGUAGCCAAAAUAAUCAAAAAAACCGAAUAUGGACCUACAUGGCCCAUUUGCAAUACCAAAAGUCCUGCAGACAUAAUAAACAUUUGAGUAACAUUUUAUCAACCUACUUCAUUUCGUUCGGAAGCUAGAGUAAUUUCCACAGACGGACAGAUGAAUAGACAGAUAGACGGACAUAGAAUUUUAUGCUGAUCAAGAACAUAUAUACUUUGUGGAGUCUAACGUGUAUAUUUCGAGGUGUUACAAACGGAAUGACAAACCUAAUAUACAUGGAGGGUAUAAAAACAAGCAAUCUGUACUAAAUAAUAUUUGAAGUAAGUUUCUAAAAAUUUCGUGCCGAAGAAAUAGGAGGGAGUCACUGCAAAUUUCUUAUUUUAUUUUGUUACAAUAAGAAACGAAAAAAAAGAAAAAUUUUUUAGCCAAAUUGGCCUGCUGGUUUAUGAUAGUGGCUUAUUUUUUGUUUAAUCGAAAAUAUCUCUUACAAAAUUACAUUGCCAUGGUUAGGUUAAACCUCAAACAUUAACCCCUUUAUUCAGCAUAACUGCACACUUAUUUGCCCAACAAAAUUCAAUUUGGAAUAACGCUUUAUUGCUUCAAAAGAAACAAAAAAAAUAAUUAAGUUUAGAUUAUUAUUGAUGUCGUUUUGAGGAAUGGAAAUCAUGAAAAUCACUAGAAAACAAAACUAAAAUAAAUCCACAAAUAUUUAUUGGUGUUUUUACCGAUUCCACAGAAAAAAUGCUAGGGAUUAUCAAUAGUCUAUAAGAAGAUUGGUUAAAUAAAGGAAAGAAAAACAGUCGAAGAAGACGAAAUAUUGUUCCAAGUUUGAAUUUUAACCAAAAAUAAAAGUAUUUAGUGAAAUAAGAGCAUUGUAAAAUAGUCUAAUUGAAAAUUUAAAUUAAAUUUAAAAUUAGUAAAAUUGUCUUAAAACCUUAAAACAAACAAACCAAUUGUGUAAAAUAAAAUAAAGAAAUUUAUU
This is a messenger RNA of Musca domestica (house fly), 7075 nucleotides long. RefSeq names its product potassium voltage-gated channel protein Shaw-like. Bases 1 to 2661 code for a protein of 886 amino acids. The record is from RefSeq and is a predicted model, not a curated record. Gene Ontology annotation, cellular component: voltage-gated potassium channel complex; dendrite membrane; neuronal cell body membrane. Gene Ontology annotation, molecular function: delayed rectifier potassium channel activity; protein binding. Lineage: Eukaryota; Metazoa; Arthropoda; Insecta; Diptera; Muscidae. Gene Ontology annotation, biological process: protein homooligomerization; potassium ion transmembrane transport. The transcript has 12 exons.